AUGCUUCCCAUCGAUGACGGGGCUCCGCGAGCCAGGGACCAGCAUCCCAGUCGUAGCCUGUGCUAUGACCCCCGCCUACACUUCUGCAAGUAUGGACUUCCGCCUGAGGCGGCGUUUACUCCGUCUGCGUUAUUUUUUUGCGAAAUAUACAAUAAGACCAGACAAACUGUACUCGCGGGAGAUGCCAAGGUCCAUCCUGCGUUGCAGGAGCCUGACCCUCUGUGCAACGCCACGUCGGGCUGCUUCUUCCUGAGCUCAGCCCACAAGUUCGAACAGUUUAAGAAGCGCUAUUAUAGGAUCGAUGGCUUGCAGGAAAAUGAGGAGAGAAACGAUGAGCCGACAGGACGGAAAACUCCUCUCUAUCCAACACGUUUUGGAGCGGUAUGCUCAGACGGCAGCGUCAGGGUGUUUGACUUGGAGGCCAAGAGCUUUGACGAGGUGCUGUGGUGGGACAAGCGGCUGCAAAAUGUAUACGAUGCUGACGUGUCACGCGACGGGACACUUUUGUUCGUCAUGAACAUUUAUGGAGUGGCUGACCGUUUUGAAGAGGAGCUGUGCGUUUACAAUCUAGCAACGGGCGAGGAGCUUUGGGAGUUUGUUGUCGAUUACCAGCGCGGCGCGCAGCUGGUGGACCCCUUUGAAAACUAUGACGACUGCGCUUACGGGGAGUACCUUGUGGCCAGCGACGAUGCGGGGCUCGUGUCUGACAAUGAUGGCGGGACGACAACUUUUCGAAUGCGCGGGAAGCUGAUCACUUCUGGUGCAGACAGGAAGGUGGUUAAUACAGACAGUGUUUCCACAACUAGGCUAGUGCGUCCCCAGGUCAACAAAGCCUUCGACCAGAUGGUCACUACAAACCACGAGGAGGAUUCGUGCUUAAUUCUGUGGGACCUCAAUACUGGCACGGAGACGCGUAGAUACAAUGGCAUCCACGCAAAGGGCAUCUGUUGUGCCCGGUUCACACGUGACGGGCUGCACUGCUUAACAGGCUCAGUUGAUAAAACCGCUGCAAUCACCAACCUCUCAACAGGCUAUAGGGCUUCAGACACAGCUAAUAUGCUAAGGCGCUGCAUAAGUGUCCCUGGAAGGUUCCAGGAUCGACCCCGGCAAAAGUGGAAUAACAAAUCCCUCAGCCGUAAGCGGGAGGAUGCACCCGCAUGCCGAUGGACGGUGAUGGGCCCGGUUCUAGUGAUCUGCGAGACAACACAGCGAUUCGUGGGACAUCAAGAUGUGGUGCAUCUCGCAGCACUGUCACCGGAUGAAGACACCCUGGCGACUGGCUCGUACGACAAAACCGUGCGCAUCUGGGACGUGGCGACGGGAGUCGUGCUGCACAUGAUUGCUGAUCCCUACAGCGCACCGUCAUGCAUCUUGUUCCAGCAUCCCGCAUGGCUUCUGACUUGUAGCACGCACGGUGAUGCUAUGGGCAUCAAUAUCAAGGAUGGCAUGAAAGUACGAUGGUAUGUCGGCUUACAUCGGCUGUUAUUGCCCUUCGGACCUGGUAGGGAAUUGGUCAGGAUGCGGCCCCUGAUGUUGCCUGCCGCGUUUGACGGCAGGCCCAGCAGUUCUCUAACAGUACUGGCCUUCUCAUCCAUGGGGAAUGUGACUUUACUGGAUCUCUCGGCACGACAACUGCCACUGGACCAGUACUUUAUUCAAGCGGAUCAGUGCGUGGACGGCAUUCCAGCCAGAAGUACUAGUAGCUGA
Molecule: messenger RNA, 1707 nt
Organism: Volvox carteri f. nagariensis
Lineage: Eukaryota; Viridiplantae; Chlorophyta; Chlorophyceae; Chlamydomonadales; Volvocaceae
Exons: 8
Coding region: 1-1707 (568 amino acids)
Molecular function (GO): protein binding
Source: RefSeq, a predicted model, not a curated record